Durusdinium trenchii is the source of this 7194-nucleotide messenger RNA. The record is from the annotation of a GenBank genome assembly. NCBI's taxonomy places the organism in Eukaryota, Dinophyceae, Suessiales, Symbiodiniaceae.
AUGUCAAGCACCGGGCACCGGCAGGUUUUGGUUCCCCAGUUGCCGACGAAGGGAGGCUUCAAGCUGUCACAGCUGGGGGUUGGCACCUGGCAGUGGGGCAACAAGCUCUUGUGGGGCUAUGACACCAAACAGGAUGAGACCCUCAAGGAGGUCUUUGAGACCUUCACCUCCUCUGGUGCCUCCUGGUUCGACACCGGCGACAGCUAUGGCACCGGAGAGCUGGAAGGACGUGCGGAAGAACUCUUGGGCCGCUUCGCCAAAGAUGCGGAGCAGGAGGGCAGGCCACGAGUAGUCUUGGCGACCAAGUUGGCCGCUUACCCCUGGCGUUUGACACCGGAGUCCAUGGUCUCAGCUGUCCGAGGCAGCCUGAAACGCAUGGGUCGGGUGGACAUUGCGCAGAUGCACUGGAGCCCUCGGAGCUACGGCUUUGGCUUCCAGGAGGAUGCCCUGCUGGAUGGCCUUUGCAAGUGUUAUGAUUUGGGGCUUUGUCGUGGCGUGGGGCUGUCCAACUUCGGGCCCCAGAACCUGCGCCGUGCUGCGGCCAUCCUGGAUGCGCGCUCGGUACCUUUAGUCCUCAACCAGGUGCAGUACUCGCUGCUGUCGCCCGAGCGGGAGUCUGGAGUGGCGGAGGUCUGCCAAGAGCUGGGAGUGCCGCUUGUGGCCUACAGCCCUUUGUGUUUGGGUUUGCUGGCGGGGCGGUACCAGGCGGAUGGACGGAAACCAGAGAGCUUUCUGCGGUCCUUCCUCUUCUCCUCCUUGCUCUCCAAUGCAGAGACUCAGAAGCUCUUGUCCCUGCUGAAGGAGAUUGGUGAUUGCAGAAGCAAGACCAUGGCACAGGUCGCCCUGAACUUUGCCUUGACCGAGGGUCAAGGCUGCGCCAUCGUUGGGGCACGAAACAAGCAACAGGUCCUGGAGAACCUGGGUGCCUGUGGCUGGAGUCUGAAUGACAACGAAGUGUCGGCCCUCCAAGCGGCGGCAAGACGAGCACCAAAGACCCAGAAGCAGCUGCUGCCAGCACCCCCAGAAGCACCCGGACGUGACCGAGAAGGGGACGUGGAGGCUGACCGCCGACGCGGAGAUGCACGAAAAGGUGGGGUCGAGCUGCGCUGCGCGGGGGAGGCAUUUCGCCAGAGACUCUUUGAGUUGAAGCUGGCUGCCCAGGAGAUCUUCGGAGUCAAAUUCUUGCGCUUGGUGGCUGAUGGGCGUCUUCUGGAUCUGAGGCACACGGUCCAGGAAGCCCAACUCUGUGAUGAUUUUGUCGACAAGCCAAAGCACAUAGCUGCCGACUUGGCCCUGCGAUCUCCUCAGAUUCAGGCCAGUAGUUUGACAGGAGGUCAGUGGUCCCAACAGCUUGCAGGAAAGCAUUCUUUGAUUGUAGGAUUUUUGAAGCUCCCGCGCAAGGAGGCUGAAAUCCUGUUGAAAGACAAUGGUUCCAAAGGAGUUUUCACAAACAUCCUUGAAACCGCACCAGCACGAAAGCCUAUCACUUGGUUUUCGAGAGCUAAAGAAGAAAGCUCUGAGGCCUAUUUUCAUAGGUGUGUGCAAACAGCCAAGAAACGUAACACAGCUCUGUUUUACAAGAAAAGUGGCUCCAACAACUUGGGCACCGUCCCAACCAAAGAAGAGGAGGCAGAAGUUCACAGAACUACCUUCCUUGGUCGUGGCAUGCCGAGCACUUGGGAGGGGGAGGAGCUUAUUUCUUUUCUUGAACAACAAGGUUGGAAAGAAAUUGAGAUCAUUACCAAAAGGUUCCAUAGCAAGAAGCCUGAGUGGCGGUUCCUUGCCAAGGCCCCGCAAGCCGACUUGAAUUGCUACAAUUACGAUAUCGAAGAAGAUAUGACAAUCACCUUUGUCAAAGCACCCACAAAGCCAGCCAAGGCUGUGUGGGAAAAGUCAUUACGAGGCGUUCCUCGCAAUUGGCACCAAGGCAAUUCCACUGAUUCGUCUUCCGUUCGAGGACCUCAGCUGCCUGCGACCGCCGGAAAGGCUCGGACAGUGAUCAAUGAAGGGACUGAGCCCAGCGAACGAGAACGUAGCCCUCGACGAUUCCAAGGAAGUACUUCCAAUGAACCCAAGAUCGAUGGCAACCAUCGAUGCCCAACCAACCCGGACGAAGCAUGCAAACAGGGUUGGUCCCUUGCCGAUUAUGGAGGCAAUGGUGAUUGCUGUUUCCGAGCAGUGGCCGGCGCCCAAGCCUGGGCACAGCAGUCCGGAAACAUGUCCAAAGACGCUGCGCGCUUGGCCGGAGCUCAACUGCGUAUGCUGGCCAUGAAGCACGCUCGCAAGCACCAAGACCGACUUCGAGCAUUUUGGGCUUUGGACACAGAAGAAACCACUUCUGAACGCGCCGGCCGUAAGGCCCCUGAAACUCUCCAAGACUGGAUUGAAAACAUGGAAAAGCAACAAACUUACGUUGAUGGUUUGGCCCUCCAAUGUUUGUCCGAAAAGACCGGUUUGUGCCUUAUCAUUUUUCGAAAAGACAGCGAUGGAUGGGUGCGAUUUGUGUUCGCGCCUAAGUUUUCCUAUACUCAUCAACCUCAGGGUGUUGCUUGUGGUAGGAAGGGGGCUAGCCCCGCUGUCCUUGUGCUCGAAAAUAAACAUUAUACUGCAUUGCUCCCUGGGGCUCACGUUGAGGUCCCAACGCCCUGGCUGUUUGAAACGCAAAACAAGCAAGCUGACUUCAGCGGAGCGGGAGAGGUUUCCUCCGAACCCUCCACUCCGUCUGCUCACACUUUGUGUGCCGAUGAGCCUGACACACCCUCAGUGCAUACCAUCCGUCAGGACCCUGCAGGUCCACUGCGGAUGCACGUUGUCGGAACGACCGAAAACAGUUUCUCUUCGUUCUCUCCAAAGACAGGUUCUGAAAAGAGUCCAGCAACCCGUGAUGCGCUCCGCGACCGCGCGCCAAGCUUUCGUACCCAGCUCACUAACCGCAGUCGGGCCGCAACGAUUCGAUCUACUGCUGCUCCGGCUGCUGACGUGAAUGACUCUGGUGAGCCACAGUUAGCUAAAGCUCAUAAUGUUCCUGAUCAGUACACAUGGACUUGCAAUUUGUGUUGCCAAGUGUUGCGAAAUCGACUCAAGCGAUCCCUGGCCUGUUCCAGGCGGCGUCACAUUGCAAAAUCUCAUCCUGGAAAGGCCCGACUGGUCCGACCAGCUUUCAAACAGCACGCUCAGCUGGCCUCAGCCAGCUCAGCGAUCCCCGUUUCACAGCGUGCGUGGGAAUGUCCCAAGUGCCACCAGGGCUUGCCCUGGAUGCCAAAAACAGCUUUGCGAGCAAGCCAGCUGGCCCAUGAAAAAGCUUGCUACAAUCUGUCUGCCAGACAAAUGCGGAAACGCUGCUAUAAGCGUGCGUCUUGGCAAGCCAAGCAUCAGAAGCUCCAAGAGCAAAACGCAGCCGCAAAGCGUGGCAAGACAGAUGAGGCCAUUCGCAUUUACAACCAAACUGGCCCCGGGUUUUGUUUUCGAAUUCCCGCUGCACGCUUCGGUCAUAAGCAGGAUCACUUCAGCUGCGCUCGUUGUACCUUAGUUGCCCAGAAGUGGAAAGACAUCCGCCUUCACCGCUGUACAGGUCCCGAGAGCCGUCAGAAGGUCAUGCAGAGUCCUUCGCGCCGGGGGUUUUGGAAGCGCAAGCGCCAACUCAAUCCUGAUGUUGUUUCAUUUUUGAUAGAAAAUUGGCAAAUGACUGAACCUGAGUUGAUGUCUCUUGAGAAAACGUUGGACGCCAAGAAAGCCAAAAAGGGUUUUUGUCCUCCACCCAAUAGUGUUUCCCUCCGUCGCUUGUGCGCGCCGGCUUCCGAGUGGAUUAAAGACCUUACAGCCGAUGGGGACGUACAUCCCCAGCCAGGGCCACAAGCCACUCGCGGUCCUCAAAGCAUGUCUAUUGCCAUGAUUAAUGCUGAUGGAGCAAACAAUGCAUGGGCUGUGUGCCGAUGGGCUGUUGUUCACCGGCCGUCCGUAGUCAUCAUGCAAGAGAUUUGUAUGCCGCCUGACAAGCAAAGUGACAUUGCCCAGUUUCUGUCCAGGCACGGCUAUAGAAGCUGGUUCGCUGUUCCCCAACCGGUCCUUUCUCGUAGUGGUUGCGCGCAAACCUUUGGGGGGGUCGCUAUCCUCGUCCGCCACGACAAGCCUGCCCACUUGGUGCAAACCCACAUUCGACCAGAUGGGCAAGCCCUGAUGUUGCAACUUGCUCAUGCCUUGGUGGUUGGUGUCUACUUAGCUCCCAGGUCCAUGAACAGUGAUAUCCUGCCCACUCUAGACGAGUGGGCUGCUGCUGCAAAAGCUCGCUGCCCUAUUUGUUAUUUCGGUGAUUUUAACCAGUUGCCGUCUUUUGGACAGCGAUGGAGUGACCUGCACGGCUUUGGCGCAGUGAGAGCAGUACAUAACUCGGAGGGUCAAGAAUGCCCCACGCGAUGGGACGGUCAGAGAUGCAUUGACUGGAUCUGGACCUCGCAUCCCCUGAUGCUUCACAACCUAGGUUUUGAAGCUACAAAGUUCUCUGAUCACAAAAUGAUCCAAUGUUCUUUGAGCUACCAACAGGAAACUGUCCAGUCCUUCAAAGUUAUCCAAACCCGUAAACUUGCACCAUCCCCUGAGGUGACCAGAGAGAUGUGGCAAACUGCACUCAAAGAAGUCUGGGCUUCAGCUUCAGUGCCCCCCAGCACGAGCACUGACGAGGAAUGGGAGGCUUUCUGCACUUUAGCUGAAAAUGCACAAGUGAACGCAAUGCUUGCGUGUGGAUGUAAAAUUCCCAAGCCCAAACACAAGCGACCUAAGGGCACAGACAUCCAGGUGCAACCUGCUGAGUCAAAAUCCUUUCGGUGGACACAAGAAGCCAGUUUUCGAGAGCUUCGCCUCCGCAAGCUGCUUGGCCGCGCCACUGAAGCGCUGUCGCAAGUUCAAAAAGGCAAAUCAGUCCCUCACCGCCUCCAGCAGCGCAUCUGGACGCAUGUGUGGGUUUGCAAGAAUAAGUUUCAGACUUUACAACAAAUCCAAACUUGGUGCCAGAGUGAGCUUCAAAUUUGCUUAAAAGAGGCACAGCAACAGCGGCUGACUCACUGGAGAGAUAAUAUGCGUUCCACGGUCAAAAAUGCAAGCAAGUGGAUUAAAAAGACCAAUUGUUUGCCUGUCACCUCAGUUUUCGAUCCUGGCUUUCGCAACGGGGCUGCAACAGCCACGAGCCAGGAGUCCUUGGAAGCCGUUUUGGCAUUUUGGCAAACUGUUUGGAACAGGGACAGGCCUGAUCCUGAAGAAGCCUUUGAGUUUUGGCACGAAGGCAUGCCUCCGUCUCAGUCAUUUGCUUGGACGCCCAUCGCCGCUGAGGAACUCCUCACCCAAGCCAAAAGACAAGAUGGCAGUGCCGCUGGCGUUGAUGGCUGGAGCGGCAGUGAAAUUUCCAGCUGGCCACUCGAAGCUUGGAACAUUUUUGCCGUUUUGUUGUCUCGGUGGUUUGCCCGCCAAGAAAUGCCUCGUUGCUUUAGUAAGGUGCGACAAUGUUUGCUCCAAAAACCAAAUGCAAAACUUCGAUCCACAGAUGGCGCCAUCGGUGCAAAAGACUUGAGACCGAUUUCAGUGCAGUCCUGCUUGUGGCGAGUGGUCGCCUCGGCAUGGACUCGACGUCCAGAAACCCGUGCAUGGGUCAAAUCCUGGGCCCAUAGGACGGCGUGUGGAGGCUUGGAAGGCAGAGGUGUGGCCGAGGCUAUCGACACUUUGCUGCAAGAGUUCGAAAAGCCAAACGGCGGAGUGCUGGUAAGCCUUGAUUAUGCUAAGUGCUUCGACACCAUUAACCCUGCAUUUGCUUUGCGGUGUCUCGAACACGUUGGCUGUCCAAAGGAAAUUUUGGCCGCCUUGCAAAUGGUCUGGAAGCAAGAACGGUGGCUUUGUUUUCAGGGCGACAUUUUGCCCAAAUCAGUCGACGUCUCCACGUCCAUUCCCCAGGGAGACGCCCUUUCCCCUCUGACUUUGCUGGCCGUGAUGGCUGGAUUGACUGGUCGAGUGCUGCAAAAAGAGGGAAACCACACACUGGUGACAUUUCUAGACGAUCGGAACUUCGUGACCAAAACCCCUGAGCGAGCCGCUCAGCUGUGGGAGACUUGGAAAGACAUGUCAGCCAAAGUCGGUCUGCAAGAAAAUAAUUCUAAGGUUCAAGUAGUUCCUCGCAAGGCUGCCUUCCGGACUCGCCUUGAGCAGGCGGGGUUUCCCACCAAUAGCAUCGUACCCUCUGCGCGAGUGCUCGGAGUGGACUUCACUGCCCGCCUUGGGGCAGUCCAUCGACCUACCCAAGACCAACGUGUCAGUGAUGCUGCUCAGAGGAUCGCCCGCAUCGAUCUGUUGCCUUUACCUUAUGAGCGUAAAGCCUUCCUAAUCAAGUGUGUUGCAAUCCCCAAGGCUAUCUGGGGGGCAUGGAACUCCACAGUUCCUUGUAAAAAGCUCUCCCUCCGCCUUAAGAAAGCUGCCGGUGGAGGCCAUGUUGCGGCUGCAAACAAUCUUUUUUCCAUGUUGACUGGACACGGACUCAGCACCGAAUUUUGCGCGGGUUUUCAUGCCUUUUUGCAUUUAGCUAAACAAGUCAGGAAAUCCCCGAGGCCUUGGCCUCGCAAAGCCAGCAGAGGAACCUGGUUGGGCACCGUGAGACGGUGGCUUUCUUCGCUUGGAUGGCACGAGCAAGGAGCAUGGAAAUGGUUCCAUCCUUCUGUUAAUCACACGAUUGAUUUUGAUGCACAGGUCCAAACCAACGAUAAGCUCGAGCAUCACCAGCUCCGAGAAAGCUGGAGACGCAGACAGUUUCGUUUGUUUCUUGCCACUCCCAGGCGAGAUGCUCAAAUGCUUCAAGAAGCUCAAUACAAUGAAGCUCGGGUCACCCUUGCUCGUAAGACGUUCCAAGGGUCCAACACUCACGCCAGAGCGUGCAUGAUGGGCGCGGUCGUGUCCGACGCUCGUUUCGCUCGCAUUUCGAACCCACAGGCACCUGUGCUUCCUUGCCAAUGGUGUUCUUCGGAAGCCGCGCCCACGUGGCGCCACAUGUGUUGGGAAUGUGAAGGUUUCUCAAAUACCAGAACCUUCGAGCCCAGUGAUCUCUUUCAGCAAAUUCUGGGAUGGCCCAUGGGCAUAAACCACGAAUACGAUGCCGCUGUGCUAGCACAUUUGGCCGAUGUGCGCAGACGUCUGCUUGACCGGCGCUAUCGCGCCAUCUAG